This is a messenger RNA of Saccharomycodes ludwigii, 316 nucleotides long. RefSeq names its product 60S ribosomal protein eL30 (gene RPL30). The transcript has a single exon. Lineage: Eukaryota; Fungi; Ascomycota; Saccharomycetes; Saccharomycodales; Saccharomycodaceae. The record is from RefSeq and is a predicted model, not a curated record. Gene Ontology annotation, cellular component: cytosolic large ribosomal subunit. The annotation marks the transcript as partial. Gene Ontology annotation, molecular function: structural constituent of ribosome; RNA binding.
GGCCCCAUCAAAAUCUUCCGAAACUAUUAACCAAAAAUUAGCCUUGGUUGUUAAAUCAGGUAAAUAUACUUUAGGUUACAAAUCUACUGUCAAAUCUUUGAGACAAGGUAAGGCUAAGUUGGUUAUUAUUGCUUCCAACACUCCAGUUUUGAGAAAAUCUGAAUUGGAAUAUUACGCUAUGUUGUCUAAGACUAGGGUUUACUACUUCCAAGGUGGUAACAAUGAAUUAGGUACCGCUGUUGGUAAAUUGUUCAGAGUCGGUGUUAUUACUGUCUUGGAUGCUGGUGAUUCUGAUAUCUUAACCACUUUGGCUUAA